AGGAGAAGCUCUGCUAUGUCGCCCUGGACUUCGAACAGGAAAUGGCCACCGCUGCGGCCAGCACCUCCCUCGAGAAGAGCUACGAGUUGCCCGAUGGUCAGGUCAUCACCAUCGGUAACGAGAGGUUCCGUUGCCCUGAAGCUCUCUUCCAGCCUUCCUUCCUGGGUAUGGAAUCCUGUGGUAUCCACGAGACUGUCUACAACUCCAUCAUGAAGUGCGACGUCGACAUUCGCAAGGAUCUCUAUGCUAACACCGUCCUCUCCGGUGGUACCACCAUGUAUCCCGGUAUCGCCGAUCGUAUGCAGAAGGAGAUCACCGCUCUCGCGCCUUCUACCAUCAAGAUC
Molecule: messenger RNA, 344 nt
Organism: Wasmannia auropunctata (little fire ant)
Lineage: Eukaryota; Metazoa; Arthropoda; Insecta; Hymenoptera; Formicidae
Product: actin-like
Exons: 1
Biological process (GO): mitotic cytokinesis
Source: RefSeq, a predicted model, not a curated record